CGGCCUCUCCGUGCUGCUCCGCGUACGCCUGGAGCUGUGGCGACACCAGCGCGCCGGCCACACGGUCCCACGCAUCUUCCAGGCGGUGGCACAGCGGCAGCCCGAGCGCCUGGCCCUAGUGGACGCGGGCAGUGGCGCGUGCUGGACCUUCGCGCAGCUGGAUGCCUACUCCAACGCCGUGGCCCGCCUCUGCCUGCGGCUGGGCUUCGUGCCCGGCGACGUGGUGGCCGUGCUCCUGGAAGGCCGGCCAGAGUUUGUGGGGCUGUGGCUGGGCCUGGCCAAGGCGGGCGUGGAGGCCGCACUGCUCAACGUGAACCUGCGGCGGGAGCCCCUGGCCUUCUGCCUGGGCACCUCGGGCGCCAAGGCCCUGGUCUUUGGUGGUGAACUGGCAGCAGCGGUGGCUGAGGUGAGCGGGCAGCUGGGCAAGAGCCUGCUCAAGUUCUGCACC
Messenger RNA from Carlito syrichta (Philippine tarsier), 448 nucleotides. Its product is annotated as long-chain fatty acid transport protein 1-like. Lineage: Eukaryota; Metazoa; Chordata; Mammalia; Primates; Tarsiidae. The record is from RefSeq and is a predicted model, not a curated record. Gene Ontology annotation, cellular component: plasma membrane; mitochondrial inner membrane. Gene Ontology annotation, biological process: phosphatidylethanolamine biosynthetic process; positive regulation of protein serine/threonine kinase activity; medium-chain fatty acid transport. The transcript is spliced from 2 exons. The annotation marks the transcript as partial. Gene Ontology annotation, molecular function: long-chain fatty acid transmembrane transporter activity; long-chain fatty acid-CoA ligase activity; fatty acid transmembrane transporter activity.